AUGCUGUCAUUCGCAGUAGCACUGGGUGCGUUGAUUAUCCCAGCCUAUGGGACUGUUCUCCAGCAUGUUAGCGAAUUGUCAGCCACAUCGUAUGACUUCAUUAUAGUUGGAGGUGGAACUGCUGGAGCUGUGGUCGCAAACAGACUGUCAGAGAACCCGAGGUUCAAUGUAUUGCUCAUUGAAGCCGGACCAACGAACAGAGGUGUUGUUGAUUCAAUAAUCCCUGGUCGCUGGGCUAGUCUAGAAAAGACAAUAUACGACUGGAACUUCACCACCGUGCCGGGAUCAGGAAUACAUAACCGCUCUCUGGAUUAUCCGAGAGGCCGAUUACUUGGUGGAUGCAGCUCACACAAUGAUAUGUUUUAUACUCGAGGCUCGCAAGACGACUAUGAUAGGUGGGCAAAGGUUACAGGGGACUCCGGAUGGUCUUGGAACAGUCUUCUCCCGUAUAUUCGAAAGAAUGAGAGGUGGACACCCCCUGUUGACGGUCAUGAUACUCGGGGGCAGUUCGAUCCUGCGGUUCACGGCUUUAACGGGAUGAUCGCCACCACCUUGCCUGAUACCAGAUGGCAAGUAAUCACGUCCAACGUCAGUGAGGUACCCAAAGAACUUCCUUCAGUUUUCCCUUUCGUAAAAGAUAUGAACAGUGGAAAACCACUUGGACUAGGAUGGCUCCAAACUACCACUGGUAAAGGAGAGAGAAGCAGCUCUGCGACUGCAUAUCUUUCAAAUCAGUUUACAAGCCGAAAGAAUCUUCACGUCCUAGUUAACACCAAAGUGACGCGCAUCAUAGGGAACUCGAAAGGGUCAUUCACGGGUGUAGAAAUCACCGGCUCUUCUCAGGUUCUCAAGGCUACCAAGGAAAUUAUAUUGUCAGCUGGAGCUAUUAACACACCUCAGAUACUCCUAAACUCUGGAAUUGGUGACCGGAAUCAACUCAAAAAACUCAAUAUAAAAACCAUUCUCAACCUUCCGAGCGUGGGCCAAAACCUCACUGAUCAUCCGCUUAUCGUGGUACAAUAUUCUGUGAAUUCGAACGGAUUCUGGAACGCCCUGGGCACAAACAAAACGCUACAAAAUCUUGCUUUGAAACAAUGGAACCGUGAUAGGACUGGUCCGUAUAGUGGUCCAUCAGGAACCUUUGUUGCAUGGUCACGCCUUUCCCCACAAUUUCCUCUGUUGAAGAAGCUCGGUGAUCCAUCGGCAGGGCCUAACACUCCUCACAUAGAGCUUAUCCCUAUAAACCCAUCUUCCGUUGAUUCUGUGCCGGGGGCAUCUGGGAGCAUGAUCAUAGCAAUAGUAACCCCACUUUCUCGAGGCUCCGUGACGCUGAACCCGAGCAAUCCAUUGGGAAAUCCUAACAUUGACCUUGGUUACUUCACGGAUCCGGAAGGGCUUGACAUUGCCACUGCAACGGAAGCAGUGAAACUAACGCAGACAUUCUACACGGCUCCAACUUGGAAGGAUUAUAUUAUUGCUCGGACUGCCCCGGCAGCAAAUGCUACUGAUGCUGAAAUCAGUGACUAUAUUCGCAGCUCAACGGGGACUAUUUUUCAUGCUGUCGGCACGGCAGCAAUGUCUGCAAAGGGCGCGCACUAUGGUGUAGUUGAUCCAGACUUGCGUGUUAAAGGUGCUUCGGGGUUGCGCGUUGUUGAUGCGUCUAUCAUGCCGUUCAUAAUUAGUGCGCACACCCAGGCUCCAGUAUACUAUAUCGCGGAACGCGCUUCUGAUCUUAUAAAGGAUGCGUGGAAGUGA
Messenger RNA from Psilocybe cubensis, 1755 nucleotides. RefSeq lists its product as uncharacterized. The record is from RefSeq and is a predicted model, not a curated record. The transcript has 11 exons. Bases 1 to 1755 code for a protein of 584 amino acids. Lineage: Eukaryota; Fungi; Basidiomycota; Agaricomycetes; Agaricales; Agrocybaceae. Gene Ontology annotation, molecular function: flavin adenine dinucleotide binding; oxidoreductase activity, acting on CH-OH group of donors.